CGGUGUUUUUAUCUGCCCCUCCACCUCGGCUAUAAAUAUCACAUAGCGAGAGAUCAACUCCUGACUGCCCCCCAACCUUCUUUUCCAAUUAUCGUCAAACCAAACGUUUCGUUUCAUCCCUUUGCUCUCCCUCAACAAAACACUGAACAGGAACGCCCUCCCUUUCCGCCAUUAGAUCCCACGAAAGCUCUGUCGUCGCUACUUCCAAUCAUCAGAAGGCCAUCGCAAAGAGAUUAAGAGAGAGGGAAAAAGGUAUUCAAAUCGUAAGCACCUAUAAAUCAAUUGCUUUUUUAAAAAAAAAAAACGGAGAACACUCACAGCAACAUGGAGGUAGAACAACCGGCAGAAGGAUGCUCCAGUGAAGCUGUGCAGGGAUCGCAGAUCAGUCAGGAAUCACUGAAAAGACGUGUUCUUGAUGCUGGCACACCAAGGUCGGCCAAUGGGUGUUUUGAUUGCAACAUAUGCUUGGACUUUGCCGUCGACCCGGUGGUCACACUCUGUGGCCAUCUUUACUGCUGGCCGUGCAUAUACAAGUGGUUGCAGCAGGCUGAGAGCGCCUCUCAGCAACGGUGCCCUGUCUGCAAGGCAACCAUAACCGAGAACACCCUGGUGCCGCUAUAUGGCCGGGGCCGCAGCACCAAGAAAACCCACCAGUCCCACGAGAUCCCUUGCCGUCCCUCGGUCCAGCGGGAGGAGAUUGAACUCCAAUCCUCAUCCAUAAGUGAGGAGCAGUACAGUGAUACAUACCCACUGAUUCGACGGCAUCGGCAACGGCGUUCCCAUCUCCAUCAGCAUGAGCAUCAACACUACCCUCAUCACAGCAUUCCUGGCAGCGAUCCCAUGCCGCCAUCCUCCCCACUGGGAACACCAUUAGGCUCGCGGAUGAUCAGUUCGACUGCCGGGGGAGUGCUCCGGGGAAUUUUAGUCGCAGUGCUCCCAUGGGUGUUCAGGAAUCACCAGGGGGCGAGCAUGUACGACUCGAGCAACCCAUACUACACAUCAGGGAAUGGGUUCAGCCCAAUGGUCAGGAGGCAGGAGAUGGAGCUGGAGAGGACGCUCCAUCAGAUCUGGGUCUUCCUGUUCUGCUGUGCGAUGCUGUGCCUGCUCUUGUUCUGAGUGUAGAUGGACUGCUUGAUUACGUAUUGUAAUACCUCUUUACCACAAGGGUUUAAUUGAGACUUUCAUUAGCUGGUCUUUGUUGAUAGGGCAAAAUACCUAAUCAAACUUAGAGCUCGUUCAAAUUGUCCGUUGAGAUGUGCUCCUCUUGUUCCAACAUGUGCUCUUCUCUUGGUUGCAAUGAUUGUGCUUUUUCUUUUUUUUUUAACAUACUAGA
Molecule: messenger RNA, 1333 nt
Organism: Phoenix dactylifera (date palm)
Lineage: Eukaryota; Viridiplantae; Streptophyta; Magnoliopsida; Arecales; Arecaceae
Product: E3 ubiquitin-protein ligase RMA1-like
Biological process (GO): ubiquitin-dependent protein catabolic process
Cellular component (GO): endoplasmic reticulum
Molecular function (GO): ubiquitin protein ligase activity
Source: RefSeq, a predicted model, not a curated record